UGUUUGUUUGCAUUUACGGCGCCAGCGGUUUUCAUGUUUGUGUAACUAAUUUGUGGCAUUUCGUGUUGUAAUUUGCUGCACCAACAUUUUGCUACGAUGAGUGCAAGUGGUAUGCUGUACGGGGGCGAUGAAAUUGGAGCACUGGUGUUCGAUCCCGGCCACCAUUCGCUGCGCGUCGGAUACGCCCAGGAGGACACUCCGAAAGCUGAGAUCCCGGCUGUGGUAGGUGUCGGACCGGCGGAUCCUGUGAUGAACUCAGAUUUGGAGACGAAAGCGGACAACAACAUUGGUAGCAGUAAGUUGGACGCUAAUAAGUACUAUGUGGACACGACACUGGUUAACGUUGCCCGGCCGAAUAUGGAAAUUCAAUCGUACAUGAAAGAUGGAAUGAUUGAAAAUUGGGACCUUUUCGAAAAAGUGCUUGAUCAUACGUACGCUAAGGUUGUCCAAUCGGAGUCCGUCUACCAUCCGGUCCUGUUUUCAGAGGCAGCAUGGAAUGUAAGAAACAACCGUGAACGGUUGACGGAGCUGAUGUUUGAAAAGUACAACGUUCCUGCAUUCUUUUUGGUAAAAAACGCUGUCCUGGCAGCGUUUGCUAACGGGCGUGCCACUGCGUUGGUGGUGGACAGUGGCGCCACGCAUACCUCGGCCGUUCCGGUGCAUGAGGGAUAUGUUCUAAGCCAAGCAGUGGUCAAAUCUCCUCUUGGUGGCGACUAUCUUUCGCUUCAGUGUCGCCACUACCUCGAAGGCCAAAACAUCGACCUGUUGCCAACUUACGGUAUCGCAGCGAAGGAUGUUAUUAAGGAGCGCGACACACCGCGCUUCACACCGAAAGUAUUGCCGGAAAAGCUGACCGCCUCGUGGCAGCAGUACAUGCUGAAGGCGCUGCUGCAAGACUUUCAAAUGUCGGUUGUACAGGUGCUAGAAACGCCCUACGAUGAACGGACAGCUGCCCAGAUACCGGCCGUGCACUACGAGUUCCCGAACGGUUACCACCAAGAUUUUGGCCCCGAACGGUUCAAGUUAGCUGAGAGUCUGUUCGAUCACACGAUGCUGGGGGCGGGACAGCUCGCCUCCACAAGCGUCGGUAUGUGUGAUGCAGACGUUCGGCUUUCAUUGUAUGGUUCGGUGGUCGUUACGGGUGGUAACUCGCUGUUGCCCGGGUUUCCGGAGCGAUUGAACCGCGAUUUGCAACACCGUGCACCGUCCAAUACGCGGUUGAAGAUGAUCUCUGCCAACGGAUCAGUUGAGAGACGAUUCGGAGCAUGGAUCGGUGGCUCUAUUCUGGCCAGCAUCGGCACAUUCCAACAAAUGUGGAUCAGUUCGCAGGAAUACGAUGAAUCCGGCAAGAGUCAAGUGGAGCGGAAAUGUCCCUAAAACGGGAAUGGUGUCGACAUGACGGAAACGCAAUCGGAACGCAAUUUCUGUUUGCGCUUUGAAGAUUUAAUUUUAUGUUGUACUUCUGUAAACUCUAUCAAGUGUGAACUCUUCUAAUCUUU
Messenger RNA from Anopheles cruzii, 1499 nucleotides. RefSeq names its product actin-like protein 6B (gene Bap55). Gene Ontology annotation, cellular component: NuA4 histone acetyltransferase complex; SWI/SNF complex. The transcript has 4 exons. Gene Ontology annotation, biological process: regulation of transcription by RNA polymerase II; nervous system development. Gene Ontology annotation, molecular function: chromatin binding. The coding region runs from base 97 to 1377 and encodes 426 amino acids. The record is from RefSeq and is a predicted model, not a curated record. Lineage: Eukaryota; Metazoa; Arthropoda; Insecta; Diptera; Culicidae.